AGUGAAGGCACAGGAAUUGAGGGCCGGGCUGGGGUACAACGUCCGGAGGUCAUCAUCCAGAGAGCGUGCCCUGUGGAAGGAGUACAUGGACAAAACAAGGUGGCGAUGGGAGGGUAGUGUCAGAUCCCCCCCUGGACAUUCUCCUUGCUUGAUAGGAGCGGUUCUUGGCUGGAAAUGGAGGAAGAGGGAUGGGGCAGAGACUCAUCUCGUCUUCUCUUCCCUAUCCCUCGCUCCCUCUCCCCUUUUCAGGGUGGCCUUUUUUACCAGGGCUAUCGGCUCAGGAAAGACCAACUGAACUAUUUAGAAACCACUGUUGUUCGGGCGUCUGUUCCUCCCUCUGUUUGUUCCCCAGAGUGAUGGAAGGGGAUGUGCUGUAUGUUUGGGGAGCACUGGGGAGCAGUCCAGACUUUGUGUGUGUCUUUGCUCAAGUGGUGGCAGGAUGUGGAAAUGGGGACUCUCAUUGACAGCAUUGGAGUGCCACCCAGGUGAAGUAUCUUGGUUGUAAACAGUCAUUACAGCCAGGAAUUUUUCUCGGCUAUGGUGUCAGAAGGGCAGACCUGAAAAACCUGCUGGGCCUGCCUCUGGGUGUGUGUGUGUGUGUGUGUGUGUGUGUGUGUGUGUGUGUGUGUCCGUGUCCGUGUCCGUGUCCCCACAUGUGCCCUCUGUGGCUCUCUUACUGCAGUCUAUCCCAGCAACAGGACAACAGAAUGAGAAGACAAGGCCCUGGGGCUGACAGGAGGGUCUCAGAGGUCCGUGUGAGGGUGCGUUCGUGACGUGACGCAGGGCCGGUGGUGGAUGGCUUUCCUACUCUCUCGUCUUGGUGGGAGGCAGCCCUAGGUCCCAAAGGCGAGUGUACAGAUCGUAGCAGAGCAGAAGCAAAGGUUCCUGAGUCAGGUGUGGAGGUGUGGGGCGUUGACCUGUGUCUAGCCUGCCCAGUGACCCAAUGACUCAUACCCUCGCUAUGUCCCUGAGGUCAGACUGACAGGGAGGAGUCGGGGUUCCUGUCUGGACCCUGUGUUGACUUCCAGGAUGCUCAGAUUUGCUAAAGAAGGAGGGAUUGAGGCACGCGGCUGUGGAGCAGGAGACUGAUGUUGGUGAACCGGGUGAAUGGGCCCAGCGGUCGGGGGAGUUGGGUUUCUGUUGGCGUGGAGGAGAGUUCAGGCGAGCCUUGGGAAAGUUUGCCAAACUAAAAUGGGUCCGGGAAGCAGGUGUUCUAAGAGCUGAGGGACAGAGGAAGCUGAGGUGGGGCAUCAAAGAAACCCUGCCGUGCUGGAGUGCUGAACCUCAGAUGGGUGGGCUUCGGAGACCGUCUGCAGGGCACAUACUGGCUGGAUUUGUAGAAACGGCUUUGGGGACUGUCUCCCCAUUGAUGUUGAGGUAGUGCAUGAGUCCUUUGAGGGAGGGAUACAGACCCUGUGGGACAGUCAGGAAGACUACAGAGAAACUCGGGGUACCUUAUAGGCCGUUUGAUUAUACCCCACGGUGGGAAGAUGGGAAGGAGCGUAUCGCCAGGCUUCCUUGGUUGUCUGGGUCUUCUCUAGCACAUCAUGCCAAGCUGGGAAUUUCAAGGUGAGACUCCCGGCUGUGGCCCAUGGGCCUCUGAGGAGGCCUCGUGAGUCUUCCCAGCUUCCCACUUGCUGUGUUAGCACUCAAUGGGAAGGGAACCAAAGUACCAGGCCAAGUGGGUCCAGACAUUGACACAGAAUCGGAGCGGGCGGGCCAGGCUUUGUCCAGCUGUCAGCCAUAGCCUCCAGCCAGUACAAGGAUGGAAGUCAAAGGUCAGCUGAUCAGCUCUCCUACCUUCAAUGCCCCAGCUGCCCUGUUUGGGGAGGCAGCCCCCCAGGUGAAGUCAGAGCGUCUUCGAGGGCUGCUUGACCGGCGGCAGGCCCUGCAAGAGGCCCUGAGGCUGAAACUUCAAGAGCUCAGGAAAGUGUGUCUGCAGGAGGCGGAGCUAACUGGCCAGCUGCCCCCCGAGUGCCCCCUGGAGCCCGGUGAACGCCCUCAGUUGGUACGCCGGAGGCCCCCUGCUGCUCGGGUCUACCCUCCACCACACCCAAACCCAGCUCACCACUCUUUGUGUCCUGCUGAGGAACUGGCUCUUGAGGCCCUGGAGCGGGAGGUGUCUGUGCAGCAGCAGAUCGCCGCUGCCGCCCGACGCCUGGCCCUGGCCCCUGACCUGAGUGGAGAGCAGAGGCGGCGGCGGCGCCAGGUACAGGUUGAUGCGCUUCGGAGGCUGCAUGAGCUGGAAGAGCAGCUCAGGGACUUCCGAGCCCGCCUUGGCCUCCCGGUGCUCCAGCUCUCUGCCGGAGCACUAGUCAAUGCCCAGGGGGUCUGCCUAGGCACACGUCUUGCUCAGCUCAGCCAAGAGGAUGGAGUUCUGCACUCGGAGAGCAGCUCCCUCUCAGAGUCGGGGGCCAGUCACGAUAACGAGGAUCCUCACAGCUGCUUCUCUCUAACCGAGCGCCCCUCACCACCAAAGGCCUGGGACCAGUUUCGGGCAGUAUCUGGGGGGAGCCCUGAGCGGCGAGCCCCAUGGAAACCUCCCCCAUCGGAUAUUUACGGGGACCUGAAGAGCCGGCGCAAUUCUGUGGCCAGCCCCACCAGCCCCACACGCUCGCUGCCCAGGAGUGCCUCCAGUUUUGAGGGGCGAAGUGUGCCUGCCACCCCUGUCCUCACCCGGGGCACUGGCCCCCGGCUCUGCAAACCCGAAGGCCUCCAGUCUCGCCAGUGGUCCGGUAGUCAGGACUCCCAGAUGGGCUUCCCUCGGCCUGACCCUGCUUCGGAUCGGGCCUCCCUCUUCGCAGCUCGCACCCGCCGCAGCAAUAGCUCUGAGGCCCUGCUGGUGGAUCGGGCGGCUGCUGGGGGAGCUGUAUCUCCACCUGCUCCCCUGGCUCCCCCUGCUGCUGGUCCCCCAGUCUGCAAAAGCAGUGAGGUGCUGUAUGAGCGCCCCCAACCAGUCCCUGCCUUCUCCUCCCGCACCACUGGCCCCCCAGACCCUCCUCGGGCUGCCCGGCCUAGCUCAGCCGCCCCUGCAUCCCGUGGGCCCCCUCGGCUCCCACCUGUGUGUGGAGACUUCCUCUUGGACUAUUCAUUGGACAGGGGCUUGCCCCGUGGUGCUGGUGGGGCAGGUUGGGGGGAUCUGCUGCCGGCUCCUGAAGUCCCAGGGCCCCUCUCCCGCAGAGAUGGGCUCCUUGCCAUGCUCCCUGGUCCUCCACCCAUAUAUGCAGCUGACGGCAGCAGCCCCCUUCUCCGCAGCAAAGACCCCAACACCCGUGCCAUCCGUUCCAAGCCCUGUGGCCUGCCCCCGGAAGCUAUGGAGGGUCUGGAAGUGCAUCCCAACCCGUUACUCUGGGUGCCGCCACCCGCCCGGCUACCUCCAGGUGGUGAGCGAGGUGGCCAUAAGAACCUUGCCCUGGAGGGGCUCCGGGACUGGUACAUCCGGAAUUCAGGACUGGCCAUGGGGCCCCAGCGCCGGCCAGUGCUCCCCCAUGUGGGCCCGACACACGUACCCUUCCUCCAUGCCCGCUGCUAUGAGGUGGGCCAGGCACUAUACGGGCCUCCCAGCCAGGCACCGCUCCCGCACUCGAGGAGUUUCACAGCACCCCCUGUCUCCGGCAGAUACUACACGGACUUCCUGUAUCCCCCGGAGCUGAGCGCUCGUUUAAGUGACCUGACGCUAGAGGGGGAGCAGUCUUCCAGUUCCGAUCCCCAGACCCCAGGGACAUUGGUCUGACCCUUUCUCAUAAGCCCCUUGUUGCUCUGGAAAGAAUACUCCAGUCUGGGGAACACGGUCGACCUCGCUGAGCCCUGGGAUGUGAUUGCUCUUGGUCCUGAGGGACAACUGCUGGGUCUCACAGGACCCCCUGACUUCUUUUGGGCCCAGGAGGAUGUCUGAUACCCCUGCUUCUCUUCUCAUCCUGUGCUGGGGGACUGGAGGGCCCCAGCUAGCUUCAAAGAGGGGAUAAUGAUUUGGGGACUCUGCCCCUUCCUCCAUUUCUGUUUACAGUUGUGACUUAGUAUUCACUGUCUUUGCCCAACACUAGGGAUUUUCUAAAAGGGAAACUGUGAGCUCAUUCCUGGUUGGGUUCAUUCCUGUCCCGAUGCCCAGACUGUUCCAUUCAUGAGCCACUACCCCGCCUCAACAAGAUGGACCAUAGAGUCUCCGGGGCUGAGAUACUGCUGUGAACAGAACUCCCUGCCUCCUCCCACUAGAGUUCUUGGGCAGCUGGGCUCCUGUCCACAUUUGAAGGAUGGAAGUCUAGGUGGGGUACCCGAAGGAGCUGUUGUCUGCCUCCGCCCGUGGCCUCAGUGCUGAGCUGCUCCAGUCAGGAGGCCACAGAGGCUGUCAAGCAGAGCCAUUUGAGUGUGUCGCUUCCUGGGAUGCUGCAGUGGUUAAACCUGGCAACUAGUAGAUGCCAGCAAAACCCUCAGGUGACAUCCGGCCGUGGGCCACAGACCACAUCGUGUCCUCCUUGGCAUUCCUUCUAUUUACCACUUUUUAAACAAAUCCACAUCAGCUGUGUUUUCUAUAUUGUCUGUGACUUUCUGGAGCCGGGGGUUCCCCCUACCCCCUUACCUGGUGUUACAUUUUCUUUUUGUACCGAUGGAUCUGGGCCCAAGACACUACUCACACUGGAAGGGGAUUUCUAUAAUAAAUAUAUAAACUGA
This is a messenger RNA of Peromyscus maniculatus bairdii (prairie deer mouse), 4668 nucleotides long. It is a transcript of the gene Ccdc120, whose product is annotated as coiled-coil domain containing 120. Lineage: Eukaryota; Metazoa; Chordata; Mammalia; Rodentia; Cricetidae. The record is from RefSeq and is a predicted model, not a curated record.